Molecule: messenger RNA, 1110 nt
Organism: Brachypodium distachyon (stiff brome)
Lineage: Eukaryota; Viridiplantae; Streptophyta; Magnoliopsida; Poales; Poaceae
Product: probable peroxygenase 5
Exons: 6
Coding region: 104-751 (215 amino acids)
Molecular function (GO): monooxygenase activity; calcium ion binding
Source: RefSeq, a predicted model, not a curated record
CGUACCAUCGUGGCAGCAGCCGCACACACAAAGUACAGAGCACGGGACAGCAGCAGUCAAGCGAACGAGCGAGCGAGGCGGCGACGACUUGGAAUCGCUGGAGAUGGACGCGCGGCGGCGACACUCUUCGUCUCCGGCGGCGGCGGGCGCGGCCCUCCGCCUGCUCCUCCUAUGCCCCAUGCUGUUGCUAGGGAGCCGGGCGGCGGCGGCGACUGGCGGCGACGCCGGCAUGACGGAGCUGCAGAAGCACGCGGCCUUCUUCGACAGCGACAAGGACGGCGUCGUCUCCUUCUCCGAGACAUACAACGCGUUCCGGGAUUUCGGGUUUGGAAUUACCGCCUCCACCGUGAGUGCGACCUUCAUCAAUGGCUUCCUUGGCCCCAAGACCAGACCGGAAAACGAGACGUCACGCUUAUCGGUCUACAUCGAGAACAUCCACAAAGGGAUCCAUGGGAGCGAUUCGGGCGCAUAUGACGCUCAAGGAAGGUUUGUUCCAGAGAAGUUCGAUGCGAUAUUCAGCAAGCAUGGCAAGACGGUGCCAGACGCCCUGACAUCCGCUGAGGUGGACGAGCUGAUCAGCGCCAACCGUGAGCCCAGCGACUACGCAGGAUGGGCUGGUGCGUCGGCGGAGUGGAAGAUCCUGUACAGCAUCGGCAAGGACAAGGACGGCCUUCUCCGGAAGGAGGACGCCAGAGGCGUCUACGACGGCAGCCUCUUCGCCAAGCUGGUGCAGGAGAAGAGGAGGUCUUGAGAAAGCCAAGCAUGAUUGCUGAUCCAUUCUGUUUUACUACUGUACAAGCAACAUGCUGCCUUUGGUGGCCUUAUUUGGCUAGGUAUUGCACGUACAGAUUAUAUGUCACUUGGCUUGUGAACGAUCUUCAGAAAAGAAAAGAAAAAUGUCUGGCCGUGUGAACAAGUGCGAACGGAAUCUGCAGAUGGGUCCAAUUGAUGCUUCCCUUUGCUUGGUUGUAUCCUGUGGAUAUGGGUUUGUGUGUACUGAAUUUGGUGGGCAGUGCAAUAGCAUAUUGGAGGUCUCAUGCUCCUCUUGCCCGUGAUUACGAUGUUUGUCUCUGUCCUUGCUGCAAUCAAACUCGGUUCUUAUUUGGUUCA